This is a messenger RNA of Arabidopsis arenosa, 858 nucleotides long. The record is from the annotation of a GenBank genome assembly. NCBI's taxonomy places the organism in Eukaryota, Viridiplantae, Streptophyta, Magnoliopsida, Brassicales, Brassicaceae.
AUACAGAAAAUUACUUCGUCUCCACCGGCAAAGAUGUUUAACGUCAGCGCUUGUGACAUCCGCGACAAACCCAGCCCCAGCAACAAUGAUAUCAAGAGGCUCGCUAACCUCUUCAGGGAGGAGUUUCAGCGUCGAAGAACCGAAGAAGGUGAUGAUCAAGACAACACCGAUGGUACAAGGAGGUUGGCAAAUCUUCUACGGGAAAACAACGGACGAAUGAGCUUGGGAAGAGGCUGGGUAGAGUUUGUGAAAGCUAAUGGUUUGAAGAUAGGUCAGUACUUUACACUGGAGUCCAUUUGGGCAAAUGAUACUCCUAUCCUCAAAUUGUCUAGUACAAAUGAUUCCAAAAGUGAUAUAAGGCAGCGAAGAGAGAACUUACCAGAAGCUAACGAGAAAGAGUUUGUUUCCACUGAGGCUAGCGAUGGAAACGAACCCGAGAAAGACAUGAACACAGAGGAGAUGAUUAAUCAAUCAUCACUAAUCGAUAACCGAUUUGUGAUAUUAGCACUCGAACCUGAGGAUGCCAAAGCCGGAAUGCUGUAUCUUCCAAGUCACUUCAUGAAAGCUAAUGGCAUCGACAAAGUUGGAAAAAUAUAUAUGUUGGGUACAAAUGAAAUGGAGUGGUGGUGGGGAAAUCUAUUGACAAGAGAUGGAAUCGUAUCUACUAUUAGGUUCUUCGGUUCGUGUACGACACCUAAAUGGAGUGACGUAGAGGAGAAUAAGGGUCUAGAGCUAGAAAACUAGAUUAACCAUAUCAUUCUUACUCUUUUACCUCUUAAUGCUUCGGAAGUAGUAAAAGCAGUGUCUUUGAAAAAGAAUAAACCGAAAGUAGAUACAGAAUAAAAUGAAGAUGACCAU